Molecule: messenger RNA, 6907 nt
Organism: Cylas formicarius (sweet potato weevil)
Lineage: Eukaryota; Metazoa; Arthropoda; Insecta; Coleoptera; Brentidae
Gene: prd1
Exons: 10
Coding region: 138-3728 (1196 amino acids)
Biological process (GO): positive regulation of membrane tubulation; regulation of protein localization; lysosome localization
Cellular component (GO): endosome membrane
Molecular function (GO): kinesin binding
Source: RefSeq, a predicted model, not a curated record
AACAGCUGUUAUUGUGAGAAUGUCAUUUUCUUAUUUUACAAAGAAAAUCAAUGAAAUGAUUAAAACAUGAUACGCACGUAGAUUUCACAUAAAAAAAGUAAAGUCCUUUUGCACUUUGAAUAUAUUACUAAUCAAGCAUGGAAACAGCAAACUCAAAGACGUUAGAUUUUAACUUUAAAGGUACUGAAGAUUCAAAAAAAGAUACUCAUAUCAUGACCUCCAGUACCAUUUCAACGGCUUCCAGCCUUAUUUCUCCUGGUGAUUCUGGGGUUCAACUCUUCGAUAGUGAAAGUGAAUUGACUUCGACUAUGUCAGGCUGGGAAAAUGAUAUCACUCGACCAGAUGCCUGUUCAGAAAUUAUUUGCAAUGAUGCACAUAAAAACAAUGAUGGCGAUCAUGAAGUCAAGCUGAAAAAUCCUGUAGAAAAGAUAAAGGCAAAUGAAAAACCAGACCACAAACAAAGUCAAAAAUUAGAAACACCGAAGAGUGAUAUUGCAAAUCAAAAUGUAUGUUCAACUUUAUUGUCUUGCUCAGUUCCCAAUUAUUUUGACAAAUUCUUUAAUGACGAUAUUAACUCACUUCAGUGCACUGGGAUGGAAGCAUCAUUAAAAAGUCCAAGUGAUGAUGUUUUUGAAAUGGAGCAUCCAAUUAAAUUAAAUACUGAUGUAGAUCUAAUGAAUAUUUCACUCAAUAGUUACGAGCUUCUGGACUAUACAUUGCAAAAUACAAUUUUAAAACCAGACACUGAAAAUAUUGAUAUGCAUGUGAGCAUCUCAGAGGAAGUUAAUGAAAAUCUGAAAACCGUCAAUACAGAAAAUGAAAAUGUUCCCGCACCUGUAAAAGAGGAAUUCCCUGUUGAAGCUGUAAAACCUACUGAGGAACAAAUUGUAUUUCGUCGCCAAAGAAGGAAAAAAUCUAAAUCAGAUACCCCAAAAAAACGUGUAUCUUUUCAUGAAGACAUACUCAAUAGUACUAAAGUUGAUGAUAUUCAUAUAAACUUGGGUUUCAUUACUCAUGAGCCAGAUGUCUCGUACACUUUCUUCCAAAAAGGGUUUACCCGAAAACCUGAUGUUGUGAAAGGACGUUAUAGCUGGGCAGCAGAAGGGGAUGCUCCGUAUUAUGAGAAAUCUGCAACCAACAGAGAAGUCAAAUCUGACAUAUAUGUGCAUAAUCCUCGAUACUCUUCUACAUCAUCUAGCUCUACAGGGAGUGUAUCAAGCUCAAUCGAUGAAGAAGAUACAACUUCAGAUGAAAAUCUUCCUAAAAGGGAGCCAUCUGUGAAAAUGCCUAAGUCUAGUUGUUUAAAAAAGUCAAAGCGAAACAAGAAAUAUAUUGAUACAAAAAUUGUUCAAGAGGAAACGGAUUUAAGAAAAAGGAAAUCGGAAACAAAUAUGCUUGAGAGCAACAUAUUUGGUAGUUUGAAAAAUAUUUUAAAUUUUUCAACAUCGGUACCAUUGGCUGAACGUGGUGUUCCAGAAGGUCAGGAAGAUGUUUGUAUUUAUUCUUCAUCUCAUGAUGUUUUUAGUUCAACAAAACCUUUAACUAGCUUUUCAUUCAAAGGCAAUCAAACUAAAGAUGUUAAAGAAGUGGUGGAGGAUACAGAAAUAAAAAUUCCACCCACAAGUCAGGUCAGUCUAGCUAAAACUAAUCUGAAGCUCACGCAAAGCGAAGGUUUUUACCCAAAUUAUCCUAAUCAAGAUUUGCCUGCUAACAUUAUUCUCUGUGAUAGCAAUGUUUAUGAGCACAAAGGUAUUAGUUAUUCUUAUGAGUAUGACAAUUUUCAAAAGACAUUUGAACAGCAAAAUAAGCCCAAGAGUUCUCUGGUAUAUCAGAUGAUAUUAAAAGAGUUUAACUUCUUUCGCCGAAAAGCCAAAGAAGAACCAGAAAAGGAAGCUGAAGAUUUUGAGGUGAUAAAUCAUGCUUCGACACCUAAAGGUUGUGAUACUAUGGUGGAAGAAGUAAUAGAACAAGCAGAAGAAAAAAUACCAAACACACCUAAGAACCCUAUGGGAAAGUAUACAUCAUCAGCAAAGCUAGACUGGUCAGACACCGAGACAAUUUCUGAUUUAUCCGAAGUACGUAGUAAUUCCAGACAUUUAGAAUCGCCCAAACGCAGAAUAAAUAAACAUAAUCAUUAUGCAGUUGCAUCCUCUAGCAAAAAUUCUUUUUUAUAUGAACAGAAAAGUGAUGCUGAGAGCUCCAAAUCUUUGCCAACAAUGAGAACUUGCACAUCAAAAUCAUCUUUAAUAAACAGGUUUCUUAGAAAUGUUACCCAGAAAAAAUUGUUGGAUAUAAAAGCUAUGAGGAAUCAGAGAAGAUCGAGGAGUUAUAUUAGCUUGUAUGUGAGUGGUUGUAAAGUUGAUAAAAAGUGCAAUGAGGAAAUUGAUAAAGAAAUUGAAAAGGAAAUAACCCGCGGUAAAGAAAAGCAACUACAUUCGGACAUUUCUAAUAGAAAGAUGAUGAUGGAGCUAAGGAAACAAGUUUUUCGGAAAAAAACGGAAAAUCUUGUAAAGAUUUUUCCAGUUAGAAGCGCCUACACUACAAACGGAGAGAGCAAACCAUUACUUGUAAUACUGACAGACAUCACAAUAUACAUCUGUAGUGCUAAGCAGAACAAUUUUUCGAAUCAUUUUGUGUUGCCUUACGCAGAACUGAAUAUAAUCCUAAUUGGUCCCAAUAAUCAAACUAUCCAUUUCUCUAACUAUGACACUGAUAUGCAAUGCUUGAUCAGCACUGGUUGUUCGAGUAUUACCAAUGAUAUCGUUUCUCUCUUGGAAAUAACUAUGAGAAAAGAUACCGGCAAGCCCAGGUUACCAGCUGUAAAGCAGUUGACUAUGAGAGAUAUGGCCUGUUUAAGAAAUAUCAUAUGUAAACAGACUUCUGUUGAAAAGGAUGAAGAAUAUUACUAUUACAGUAUUGUAAACAUUCAAGACUUUUCACUGGAAGAUAUGAUAUCUACACCAUUGGGCCCUGCCAAGGAAGGACCCCUAAUGUUUAAAACAACUGAUUCAAAUCGUUGGGAAACCGCAUAUUUUAUUCUGAAAGCUGGAGUGCUUUACAUGUUCUCAUCAGCAUCGCAGAGGGUUCCAAUGCGAGUAUUUCCUUUAAUCAAUGGAUCCUGUCAGGGUGCCCAUAGAAUUUUUAAUGCUCACCGGCCCCAUACUUUUCAGCUGAUUGUUGAAGGCAAAUCACUUUUGUUAGCAGCACCUGACGAAUAUGUCGCUAGUGAAUGGCUUCAGGAACUGAUUCACGCGGCAAGUGGGAUUUAUCACAAAGAUAAAAGCUUAACCCUGUCUUGCUCGUUAAUGAUGACAAGUGAACAUAUUUUGACCGUGAGGGAGGCUUUUCCUCAUACCAUAACCACUGGCCUGUCCAAAAAAUUCCAUGAGCCCCUGAAAGGUCCACAAGCACUUUCAUGUGCCGCCAUUGUGGAUUUGAUUUCGUUUCGUUUACCAUCAGCAGAACAGAGUUGGUGCAUUUUGGAAUUUUCGUGUCGGGAAGUCCAUGAGUAUAGUGGUGAUUGGAUUCUUUACUUUUCUUCUAAUGCCGAACUCGAAUCCUUUAUUUCAACAUUAGAAAUGCUUUGGCAGUAUAAUAAUGAAAACGAUGAAAGUUUUCCACUAAGCACCAUCCCUGAAACUGAUCCUCUAAGUAAGAGAUGUGUAGACACUUACACUACCCUCAUUGAAAGGUGGCCAACUAAUACUGUGCACCUUCAAUUUUUAUAAGGUGUUUGCUUGUUUUUAUUGUAAGGUUUAUGAGCCCAGGGUUAUUUGAUCUACAGUGCAUUAACAUUACCGAUUUUAUGAAUAGUUUGUGUUUUGGGGAAAAACCAUCACUGUAUUUGAAUUGCCCUGGUCUGGUUCUGAUUGAUCCUUUGAUAUAAAAAAAAUAAUGAGGUAUGUUAACCAUAUUUAUAUGCUAGUUGUAUUAAUGGCGCCCACUAAUUACCAGUGCUUAUUAUAGUUUAUUCUAAUACAACUUACUCAUGUAAAUCUGUUUAUUUUAGCAAAAAAAAUAUGACUGCUCAUCUGCUCAUUAUGAUGAUAGAAUUCAUUGAGGGAGCUUAUUCAGAAGAUAAAAAUAAGUGAAAAGUUCAUAUUUCAGGGAUAUAGGGUGUUGAAAUAUUGCAAAAAAAUGUUUUUUUCCCUAUUUUUAAAAAAUGUUGUUUAACCAGUCUCACUCCUCAGGUCGUUUUACUUGAUUUAAAUAAUAAAAAAGUGGUACGCUAAUGCUUUAAAAAUGGCCUUUUCACUUUUGGAGAAAAAAAAAAGUGUGUUCAUGUGCAUCUAAUUGGUGUAGCACAUUUUUUAUUAUUUAAAUUACCGUUUCACGAACGCCACUGGUUAAACAAAAACAGUUUUAUGCUAAAAAUUUGUUUUUAAAUGGCAACACCAAGUUUGAAAUCAAAAUCUAGAUUUUUUAAAAAUAGCAAAAAAAAUUUUUUUCGCACCUUGUAUCUGCGCAUUUUAGGAUGUAAGUGUAUGUGAACUUUUUUUACUUAUUUUUAUCUGUUGAAUAGGCUGUUAAGUUUUUAUAUUAUAAUUCGGACCACGUAUAUUUUCUUAUGUAUUUAUAUAUUAUAAAUUUUAAGGUUCUUCGUAAUGUGCAAUUUAUUUUUUCAUAGUUGUUGACUAUUUAGUUUUUAUCUUAUUAAGGGAGCAGCUGAGCUUGUAAAAAGUUUUACUGAGGUUAAUUAAAUAAAUAACUUUUGUGAUCCAUGUUAUUGAAGGAGUAUUACAUUCUGUAGUGAACUAAAUAUUUAUUAUAAUGUGGUUAAUUCAUUUAUAAAACGAAUUUUCUACAAGGAUAAUGAUGUAUUCACAAUAACACAAAAGUUGCAAUAUGUGUUUUUCCUUUAUUUCCUAAGCCAAUUACAAGCAUAAUAAGAUAGAUAAGCCAAAUUUGCCCGGGGUUUGUAUUUGAUCAACGUAUUAAUUUAGGUGAUUGAGUUUAAAUAUUAUGACCAUUUUCUCUAUUUUUAGAUAAUUUAUAUUGGGUUUACAAAAUCGGAACUUUAUAGAUAAGACAUAUUUUUCUAAUUUUCGUUCGGAAGUAUCUAGUCAUUAUUUUGAUAAUCAGAUGUUGUGAUAUAUUUGGUAUUUUUUAAGGAGGUGCAAAUAUCAGUAAGGAUAAUAAGACACAAUAAUUUUAGUAAUACGCUUCGGGUUGUCCUUGAUGCACAUGUAGACAAUGCACGUUAGUUUCUAAUAAUUAAGGUAUGUUAUUUUGGAUUUUCUCUUUUGGACUGUUUACCUUCAUAGCCGAAAUAUUGCGCGAAUUGAUAAUGGUUCUGUAAAUGCUUUCCAAAAGUGACUUUUCAAUUAACUGGCAACUUAAUUUUAAAAAUAUUCAUAAUGGGACUAUAGCUUAUGCCCCAUUGUAGCGGUAUUAAAUGUCGAGUGAUAUUAAACAUAUACAGUGUAUAUAAUAAUGUAUAAUCAAUUUAUAUUUGAAGACAUACUUAUUUAGCAAAGUUGUUAUUGGGUUAGUAAAGCAAAUACUAAUAGGUGAAAUUUUAUUCAGUUAUACCAAAUUCAACAUCAAUUUCUUACUAUUGUGGAUAAGGUGGUAAGAUGUAUAAUCUUUGGACAGUCAUAAUAAAAAAAACCUUUAAUGUGUUUCUACUUAUGCAACUAAUUAAAUUGUUGGUGUCAACAAAACACUCUUUUCUGCAACUCAACCUUUGUGUCAUCUGACUGGCAAAAAGUAUUUUCUUAAACCUAUUUUCUUUUUAUUUUUCGCUCAUUAGUAUUUUCAAGUUAUUAUAAGAACGUUAAAUAAAUCGGUUGCUUUUAAUUUAAAAAGCUUUAGCUAAAUCAUGUUGGUUUUUGACUUGAAUUGUUAUUUUAUUGGAGUUCUGUUUGGGUGCACUUUGUGUGAUAUUAAUACAAUUCUAUUAAAAAUUACAUUGCAUUGCAUUACUUUACAUUGUGGCACUUUAAUAAACAAUUUUGGAUUUUUUAGGAAGAGCGUGCAAUUGUAUUUUUCUAUGUUUGACCAAAGCAUUGAGUUUUAUAAUACCCAGUGCCAUUUGUAAAAUCAGUAAUUAAUUAUAUAAUUAUAAUUAUUUGCUUUGCGAAGAGUCUUACUUAUAUCAAUUGAUUUUUACUUCAUGUUCAAUAUUAUCCUACAAUUAUUAAAAGACAGGAAGCACAAUUCUAUGAAUGAGGGAAGAUUCAUUAUAAAUGUUACCCUCUCAAGAAUUUUUGUUUUACAUUUUAGAGAAAAAAAAGUUAAUUAAUACAAAAGUUUGUAGGGUUUUAUGUGUAGAUCUAAUAUUACAUACUUAUUAUAUAAAAGGUGCGACAAGAAAGCAUAGUAUGUCAGAGAUAUAUUUUUUGAUUUUGAAUGCCUGUGUAUUAUUUCACAAAAAGAAAAGCCCAUUUACAUUGAAUUCAAAUUCAUAAUAUUAAGGUCGAAAUUAGCCAAAAAUAAAAUCCACUUAGUUGGCCAUGCAUCAUCGUGUCACGCCAACGUCACGCCUUUUGUUGAAUUAUUAUUGACAACAAAUUCAUUGAUAAUACAAAUAUAUAAACAAUGGUUUUUUUGAUUAGGGAUAUUGCAUUAAAUGUUAAAAGUGCCCUCCAGUGUCUUGAAUAUACAGCUGAAGCCCUCUUUUUAACUUAUCUAAAUUUUCCAGUGAGGAAAUCUAGGCCUCAAACCCUAGGACUUUUUCAUUUUGCUUUUUUUUCUAAAAUGUAAAAUAAAGUUAUAGGGAGGUAAAAUUUAUUAUUUUCAUCCCUGUACCUCUACUUCAUUUAAGCAUGUAACAGUGAAUGCAUGUAUAUCAGCAUAUGCCAAAAAUUGCUGAGGACUGUAAAUGACAUUGCAAGUUCUUCCUUAAUAUUUAUUAUCUGUUUGGUCAUUUAAUUGAAAUAAGAACUACUUUAUUUUUUAAGUUAUU